CUCACACCUCAAACUACUGAGAGUACUGACUUAUUUUUUACUCAGAUUAUCAAAUGACUCUCAAUUAAACAUAAAAUUCUAAGCAUUAUCUUCAAAUGAUCACCAAAAUUCAAAGUAAAAUUGUCAUGUCAAACCCAGUUUUUCGAUUGAGCAGAUCAACCUUGACAAUCCCCACCAUUCUCAACUUAGCAACCUUUUCACCUGCUCGAACUCGUCAACUCCAUGCCCACAUUAUCAAAUCUGGUCUUCUCAUCGACAAUUCUCUCUCCUCAAAGCUACUAUCUCUGUACUCAAAUCACCGAUGUUUCGCCGAAGCUUCCAUUUUUCUUGACUCAAUUGACGAACCCAGUUCUUCAUCUUUCUCUGUUAUCAUCAAUGCUUUGUCAAAAUUCAAUCUUUUUUAUAAUGUUGUUGAUUUGUUUAGGAAAAUGUUGUCUAAAGGUGUGUGUCUUGAUAGUUAUCUUCUGCCUGCUGUGGCAAAGACGUGUGCUGGGCUUUCGGCUUUCGAGCUUGGCAGGCAGGUUCAUGGACUUGCACAAGUAUCUGGGUGUACAUUGGAUGUUGUUGUGCAGUCUUCUUUAGUUCAUAUGUAUGUGAAAUGUGGUCGGUUGAUUAUUGCACGGAAGGUGCUCGACGAAAUUCCUGAACCAGAUGUUGUCACUUUUAGUGCUAUGAUUGCUGGUUAUGCUCGAAAUGGCGAUGUGGGUAUGGCGAAAAGACUUUUUGGUGAUAUGGGAAAGUUGGGGUUGGAGCCUAAUUUGGUGUCUUGGAAUGGUUUGAUAGCAGGGUUUAAUCAAAGUGGAAGGCAUUUGGAAGCUAUUCAUGUGUUUCUUGAUAUGCAUUUAAGAGGUUGUCAGCCGGAUGGAAGUAGUUUUUCUAGUGUUUUAGCUGCAAUAGCGGACUUGGAGGUUUUGAAUGUGGGGAUUCAAGUUCAUGGUUAUGUGAUCAAGAGGGGUUUUGCUUGUGAUAAAUGGGUUGUUAGUUCCCUUGUUGAUAUGUAUGGUAAGUAUGCUUGUGUUUCAGAGAUGAAACAAGUGUUUGAUGAGAUGGGCUGUAUGGAGAUAGGCUCGUGCAAUGCCUUAGUUUCUGCACUUGCUCGGAACGGUCUUGUCAAUGAUGCACUUGCAAUGUUUAGCCGAAUGAGAGAACACAAGAUGGACUUAAAUGUUGUUUCUUGGACGUCAAUGAUUGGUUGUUGUUCCCAAAAUGGUAAAGAUGUUGAGGCUUUGGAGCUUUUCACAGAGAUGCAGCUUGCUGGUGUGAAGCCCAACGCCGUCACCAUCCCUUGCUUGUUACCUGCCUGUGGCAAUAUAGCAGCAUUAAUGCAUGGGAAAGCAGCACAUUGCUUCUCUAUCCGGAGGCAAAUAACAAAUGAUGUUUUUGUUGGCAGUGCCCUCAUAGACAUGUAUGCAAAGUGUGGCAAAAUUAGGGAUUCUCAGCUAUGUUUUGAUGCAAUGCCCACCAGAAACACUGUAAGCUGGAAUGCAGUAAUUGGUGGAUAUGCUAUGCAUGGAAAAUACAAGGAAGCCUUGGAGAUGUUCGAUUUGAUGCUCAAGAGUGGACAAAAACUUAACUUUAUAACAUUUACUUAUUUGCUAUCUGCUUGUAACCAGAAAGGCCUUGUCGAUGAGGGCUGGCAUUAUUUUAUUAGCAUGCAAAAAGAGCAUGGUGUUGAAGCUAAAAUGGAGCAUUAUGCUUGCAUGGUGAGCCUCCUAAGUCGUGUGGGAAAGCUUGAAGAAGCUUAUUCAUUGAUUAAAGAAAUGCCUUUUAAGCCAGAUGCUUGUGUUUGGGGAGCUCUGCUGAGUUCUUGUAGAACCUACAAAAACUUGCAGCUAGGUGAAAUAGCCGCCGAGAGGCUUUUUAAAUUGGAACCUAGGAAUCCUGGUAACUAUGUCCUUCUGUCAAACAUUUAUGCUUCAAAAGGCAUGUGGGGUGAUGUUGACAGGGUAAGGGAUUUGAUGAAGGAUAUGGGUUUAAAGAAAAACCCUGGAUGCAGUUGGAUUGAGAUAAAGAACAAAGUCCACAUGCUUCUAGCAGGGGAUAGAACACAUUCCCAGAUGUCCCAAAUCAUUCAUAAGAUGGAAGCACUAGGCAAAGAGAUGAAGAAGGCAGGUUUGGAUCCUAAAAUUGAUUAUGUGCUACAAGAUGUAGAAGAGCAGGACAAAGAGCAGAUGUUGUGUGGACAUAGUGAGAAGUUGGCUGUAGCUUUUGGACUCCUAAAUACGCCUGCAGGAUUUCCUCUUCGUGUAAUCAAGAACCUUAGAAUCUGUGGUGAUUGCCAUGCGGUUAUAAAAUUUAUUUCCAGCAUUGAAAGGCGAGAAUUUUUUGUUAGAGACACUAAUCGAUUUCAUCAUUUUAAAGACGGAGAAUGUUCUUGUGGGGAUCAUUGGUGAUUGACACAGUCGUAAUUGGGACAAUAUAACACUUACAUGAGGAUAUUAAGAGGCACCUAUCCUCACUUUAGCAUCACAACUGUGUUCUACUCACCUCACAACAUAUAUUGUCAAAAGGUGACUGCUUGAUAAAAAAAAAAAAAAAAAAGACACCACAGUAUGCCUUUGUAGUUUGUACAUAUGCACAGGCAUUUGGUUGUAUAAGAGUACAAGUAUGACGGGCAAGAUAUAUCUUUUCAUACUUCUAUACAGUUCUGGUUUUAUUGCAGAUGCUUAUUAGAAUUUUGUUAGCUUUGCUAUGAAUUUGAAAAUUUUAGGAGUUGUCAGUUUGAGUUAGGGGUUGGUCUAAUUUCUAAUUUGUUAAAUAUUUCAAGUACCAAGUUUUGAUACUGUUGCCACCAGAUUGAUGGCAUAAGGAAAUCAGAUAUAGAUUAUCAAAAUUGUAGACAGUUUGUUCAUUAUUGUAUAAUGAUUCAGCUGUAAUUUUCCAUAGUAUAAGUUAUUAAUUGGAUCAUCUUUUCUUCUAUUUGUUUGAUGCAGAAGUACCACCUGUCUCUUUAUUGAAUAAUCAGCAGGGUUUAGAACCUGGAAUUGCUGUGUUCAGUCCUUUACAUCUGGGAGUUACUCCUUUGGUAUUGUUGUAUCUCUCUUCUUUCUUCUUCUCUCUCUGAAUUUACAUUGUUAUCACUAUUUCUCUCUGGUUUGAUGUUUACGUCUUAUUGUUUUUUAUGCUUUUGUGUUUGGAUUGGUGUCCAGUUUCAAACCCCUUUUUCUUGUUUGCACUGUUUAUGCUCCUAAUAUAUGAUUUUUUAAGGGAAUUUGUCUUUGUUAACGAUGCUUUUAGUCAGGAUACUGCUGUGUCUUCUAUUAAGAAGAUUAUUCUAGGUGGGUGUUUAUCGACCACUUGACUAAUCUAUUGGUAUCAUAUAUAUUGAGCUUAAGAGUGGUACAUAUCUAUUGUCAUGUUCUGUAGGGUGAUUAUUGACCACCUUUGAGCGAAUGUUUUUUGGGCUAAACUCUUUAUGGCUUACAGGGGGCUUCAUGGAGAAAAAAAAAUAUACAUGGAGAUAAAAAAAAUAUAUAUAUAUAUAAUCCUCUUAUCUUUUUAAUUAUUACUCUUUGUUCUUCAUCACAUAACCUUAGCUAGCAUAUUCUUAACAAAACAUCUGUCAGAAUGAAAUUCGAUGCAGAUGUUGUCUUUGGUAAACAAAGACACACUCAACAAAUAUUUUGUUAUAUUUUACACUUGCAGGACACUAUUCAAUGUACAAGAAUUCAUAACAAUAAAGUAAGAGUUACCAAUAUGAAAAAUUGGAAGGGCCAAUCUAUUAUUCACUACUGGUACAUUAUCAUCUCCAUUAUACUUGGAAUGUGUGGAUAAAUUUGUAACAUUAGCAGUGAGAUGACUUGAUGCACCUGAAUCCACAUUUGAACUUGGAUCUGAAACUGUGCUUGGGGUUGGCUGAGUUUUUAGAGGCCUUUUCAGAAGUGUAGGCAAUCUAGGCAUGAUUAAAGCCGUUGUAACACUCAAGCAGAGUGUUCCGGUUUACUGUGAUUCUGACAGGUGAUGUUUGGUUUGUUGAAGGUUAAUUUUGUUGUAUACUUGUAUUACCACCGUUUGACCACUGUAUUUUGUUUGCCUAUGUUUGAGUUACUGCGGCCAUCAGAUAAUUGAUCUUCCCAAAACUGUACUUUAUGGCUGGUAACCUUUGCCACAAUCAGGUUUCUGGAUAGUUCAAUUCUCUCUUCUUCUUGCAAAAGCAUUUUAAGAAGUUCAACUGCGACUGAUUUAAGCGCAGUAUUUAUAGAUGUUCUAAAGGAGCAUAGUCUGUAUGACUGUAUCAAUGCAUCCAGACCAUGUAAAUUAUGAAAGGCGAGAAAAUUUUUGUCAGAGACACUAAUUGAUCUCAUCAUUUCAAAGACAGGGAGUAUUCAUGUAUCAAGUUUUGCUACUGUUAGUUUGUUACCUCAAGAAUAAUGGUGCAACUGCACAAGGAAUCACGUUUAGAUAAUUAAAAUUGCAGAAAACUUGUUUGUUAUUGAUAAUGAUCUAGUUUCAACUUUUCAUAUUGUAGGUUAUUUAAAGAAUCACUGUUUUUUCUUUUUGUUUGUUGCAGAAGUAUCGGCUUUUUCAUAUUAUUCAGUCUUUGAAUCUGAGAGCUCCUCCUAUGGUAUAACUGUUUCUCUCUUCUUUCUAUUUUUAUCAAUAUAUCUUUUUGGUUCGGUGUUCAUAUUUUUGUCCUCCGUUGUUGCUGCAUGGUAAAUCAUACUUUUAGUCUGGUUCUCUGCAUUGUCUUGAUGUCUUCUAUAUACGUUGAUUAUUUUGGAAGGUGAUUUAUUGAUCACUUUUAAGUGAGUGUUUAUGAGCUGAACUCCUUAUGGCUUACUGCGACUUAUUAGAUAUAUAUAUAUAUUAGAACUUCACUUAUCCUCAGCUUUAUUUUUCUGUUCUUUAUCACAUAACCUUGCCCUACAUACUCUUUAACAAAACAUAUAUCAGAAUGAAAUUCCAUAUAGGCAUUAUUGUCUUUGGUGAAUUGGGACACAUCAACAAAUUUGUUGUAAUACUUGGCACAUGUUGGACAUUUUUUUACGUAAAGGAUUCCCAUGUCAAUUAAAAGAGGAAAUACCAAUAUUAGAAAUGGAAAGAGCCAUACCAUUGCUCAUUGUUAAUAAUUUCAACUAUACUCAGAAUGAAUGGAUAAAUUGGUAAUAUCAGCAUUGAGAAGAUUUGAUGCACCUGAAUCCACGUACCAACUUGGAUCUGCAACAGGGAUUGGAUUAGCUACCGUGUCUGGGAUUUUGGAGGCCGUUUAGAUGUGAAGGCAUGAUUAAGGCGGGUGUAACACUCGAGCAGAGUGUUCCGAUUAACUGUGAUUCAAACAGGCGAUGCCGUUGGUUUGUGAAGGUUGGUUUUGUUGUAUUAACGCCAUUUUGAACAGUAUUUUUUAUGCCUUUGUUUGAAUUUCCGUGACCAUUGGAAGAUUGAUUUGAUGAUUUCCCUGAAAUUGCACAUUAUGGCUGGCAACAUUUGCCACAAUCUGAAUAUCUGGAUAGUUUAUAGUUCUAUCUUCGUGCAAAAGCAUACCAAGAAGUUUAUCAACUGUGAUUGGUUCCAAGUAUUGAUAUAUGUGCUGAUUGCUGAAAGGAGCAUAGUCUGCAUCCAGACCAUGUAAAAUAUAGUUAACAAAAUCAUCUUCUGGAUUUUGAAUGACAGUGAGAGUAUCUGCCAAUGCUUUCUUCUUCCCAACAUAUUAUAGCAUUGACAGAGCCUUCUGGAGUGGUUUGCAAAGUCCACCGCAUGACAUACCCUUCAAGGUCAGAUGCUCGACAUGCUUCAAGACCGGGCAGUACAAUAGUGCGCCAUUAUAGAUUAUCUUUCCUUCCCAAAUCAAUUGAAAGGUUAAGAAAAGAAGCUAAAGAGACCGCUGUUAUUGAUGGUGAAAUUGCCAUGAAGCCCAUGAUUGUUUUUAGGACGUGAGUUGCAACGGCUCUGGUAUCAUUAAACAAUGAGUGAGGGUGUAAAGUUUAGCACACCCCACACCAGAAAUGUAGCUUCUAGUUAUAUGUUGUAAAACACAUUAGUUACAAUGAUGAAACUCUACAGCUAGGAUUAGAAGAGAUUGAAGCCUAUCCUAAAUAGUUACAACAAAUUGUACUACAUUACCAGACACCGUGGCCAGCGCAGGUGCUAGGUUGUAGUCAGAUAAAUGGUCUUUUAAACAGUUGCAAUGGCCGGUAAAGGUCUUUGUUUGA
This is a messenger RNA of Chenopodium quinoa (quinoa), 6149 nucleotides long. RefSeq names its product pentatricopeptide repeat-containing protein At1g20230-like. Gene Ontology annotation, molecular function: zinc ion binding; protein binding; RNA binding. Lineage: Eukaryota; Viridiplantae; Streptophyta; Magnoliopsida; Caryophyllales; Amaranthaceae. Gene Ontology annotation, biological process: RNA modification. The record is from RefSeq and is a predicted model, not a curated record.